Messenger RNA from Dipodomys ordii (Ord's kangaroo rat), 793 nucleotides. RefSeq names its product dynein, axonemal, light chain 1 (gene Dnal1). The coding region runs from base 36 to 608 and encodes 190 amino acids. Lineage: Eukaryota; Metazoa; Chordata; Mammalia; Rodentia; Heteromyidae. The record is from RefSeq and is a predicted model, not a curated record. Gene Ontology annotation, cellular component: cytoplasm. The transcript has 8 exons. Gene Ontology annotation, molecular function: protein kinase binding.
UAGCAACCAGAGCAGUGACAGUAGCAACCGCCGGGAUGGCUAAAGCAACAACCAUCAAAGAAGCCUUAGCCCGCUGGGAAGAGAAAACUGGGCAGAGGCCAGCUGAAGCUAAAGAGAUAAAGCUUUAUGCCCAGAUUCCCCCAAUAGAGAAGAUGGACGCAUCCUUGUCUAUGCUUGGUAACUGCGAGAAGCUUUCACUGUCUACAAACUGCAUUGAAAAAAUUGCCAACCUGAAUGGCUUAAAAAACUUGAGAAUAUUGUCUUUAGGAAGAAACAACAUAAAGAAUUUGAAUGGACUGGAAGCAGUAGGGGACACAUUAGAAGAACUGUGGAUCUCUUACAAUUUUAUUGAAAAGUUGAAAGGUAUCCAUGUAAUGAAGAAAUUGAAGAUUCUCUACAUGUCUAAUAACUUGGUGAAAGACUGGGCUGAAUUUAUGAAGCUGGCUGAUCUGCCAUGUCUGGAGGACCUGGUGUUUGUAGGCAAUCCGUUGGAAGAGAAGCAUUCUGCUGAGGGCAACUGGAUUGAAGAAGCAACCAAGAGGGUUUCCAAACUCAAAAAGCUGGAUGGUACUCCAGUAAUCAAAGAGGAUGAGGAAGAAGAAGGUUAAGGCCAUAUUUUCCACUUUGUGUUAAUUUAUUUAAAUGUCAUGAGAACAAUAGAUAAGUUUUGUAUAAUUGUCUAUUUUAAAGAUUCUGUGUGGGACAAAAAGUUCUGAAGAUAAAACAAAUCUCUCCUUCCAGCUUCCUUUAAUCCUAGUUAGUGUUUCUUCCCUAAGCAAGUAACACCAACCUU